AUGGCCAAUUCUAUUAACAAUUCUCAGCUCCUAAGAGACCCGGAAACAUUAGAAUCCAGUAAUACAAACUUCAAGCUUGGUUUUUUCAGCCCAUCUAACUCGAAAAAUCGAUAUCUUGCUGUCUGGUACAAUAAUAAGGAUACUGAAUUUGGAAUGUCAGAAGUUGUAUGGAUAGCAAACAGAGAUAAUCCUCUUAGUAGCUCUUCUGGGAGUUUCAAUCAUUUAACUCAUGCGUUGCUGGCACCAGCGAGGCUUGCUAUUGAUAUGCACAGUUUUGAUCAAGAACCAACUCUUCGGUCAUGGAAGACUGCUUUGGAUCCAUCUAAUGGCCGUUUUAGUUUUGGUAUUAUUUCUCGAAACUUUCCUGAAGCUUUUGUUUUGGAUGGUGAUAAACUUUAUUGGAGAUCGGGUCUAUGGAAUGGCUAUCUAUUCCUUGGAAUUCCUAACUUUCAUUCAGAAGCUUCCUCCGGGUUUCAAUUUAUAAAAGAUGAACAAGGAAAACCUGAAAUGUCAUUUACAGUAGCAAAUCCAACAUUAUUGGAACGAAUUGUAUUAAGUUAUGAUGGAAGGUUGAUUGAAAAGGAUUGGGACGAUUGUAACAGAAAGUGGAAACUUUUGUGGAAAUCUUUCGAGUCUGAAUGUGAACUUUAUGGGAAAUGUGGAGCUUUUGGAAGUUGUGAUCCAAAGAAUUCACCUAUUUGUAGUUGUUUGAAGGGGUUUGAGCCAAAAAACAUGGAUGAAUGGAGCAAAGGCAAUUGGAGCAGUGGUUGUGUAAGAAGAACGCCAUUGGAGUGUGUAAAUGCAGAAAAACCAGACAAGUUUUUAAGGUUGAAGCACAUGAAAGUGCCCGACUAUUCUAACUGGGAAACGUCAAGCAAUCAAGAUGAUUGUGAAAGGAUUUGCUUUCUGAAUUGUUCAUGUUUAGCUUAUGCAUAUUAUUCGGGAAUUGGGUGCAUGAUGUGGAACUCAAGCCUUAUUGACAUACAGCAGUUUUCUACAGGGGGUGCUGAUAUUUUCGUUCGUCUGGCCCAUAUAGAACUAGGUAACCAUCAUAACUUGAUGAAUUAGUAAAACUUACAGAAUAUGAAUGAUUUUCUGAAAUUAUAAUGGAUAAUUAGUUGCAAAUAAGGGUGGGCAAACGGGACCUGAUCCAACCCAAUCAUAUAAUACUCAAUGACCUAGCUCAAACAUAAGAAGAAAAAAAUGAAUCAACAUGUUGAAUGUUGACCAAGUUACACACAAAACCAAAAAAUGACCCAACCCAAACACCUUACUUGAGACCCAACCCAGACACAACA
Messenger RNA from Amaranthus tricolor (Joseph's coat), 1298 nucleotides. RefSeq names its product G-type lectin S-receptor-like serine/threonine-protein kinase At1g11300. The record is from RefSeq and is a predicted model, not a curated record. The transcript has 2 exons. NCBI's taxonomy places the organism in Eukaryota, Viridiplantae, Streptophyta, Magnoliopsida, Caryophyllales, Amaranthaceae. Gene Ontology annotation, biological process: recognition of pollen. The coding region runs from base 1 to 1068 and encodes 355 amino acids.